Messenger RNA from Scaptodrosophila lebanonensis, 1505 nucleotides. Its product is annotated as pancreatic triacylglycerol lipase. The coding region runs from base 1 to 1479 and encodes 492 amino acids. Gene Ontology annotation, biological process: lipid metabolic process. The record is from RefSeq and is a predicted model, not a curated record. The transcript is spliced from 3 exons. Gene Ontology annotation, molecular function: lipase activity. NCBI's taxonomy places the organism in Eukaryota, Metazoa, Arthropoda, Insecta, Diptera, Drosophilidae.
AUGCAUUUCGUGGCGCUAUUGUUUGUGGUAUUGAGAAUAACCGUUACAUGCCAGAGUAAGAAACUGUUUGGCUUCGAGUUCCAUGCGCAGCACAACCAGCAGGACGAUGUGCUAGCAACAACAGCAGCAACAGAUCCAGUAACCAUGACAACAGAGGCAGGACCCACAUUCAGGCCAACGCCCUCACCGAACCGUGAUAUUACCCUAGGGCCGUGUAAAUGGGUCAUUGGACGCCAAUGUCCUGACGCCGAUGUCAAGUUCUAUAUUUAUACGCGUCAGAAUUCGAUGGAUCGGCAAUGUCUGCAUAUAGACACCACACUGGAACAGUCCAACUUAACCUCCUCGUUCUUUAAUCCAGAGCAUCCCACAAAGAUUAUCAUUCAUGGCUAUAACUCGGAUAUGUUCUUACAUCCGCUGCAGAAAAUGCGCGAGGAGUACCUGGCCAAGGAUGAGUACAACAUCAUUUAUGUGGACUGGAGCGUGCUGUCGCCGGGCCCCUGUUAUGUGAGCGCCGUGCACAAUACCCGGCAUACAGGAGCUUGUGUGGCCCAGCUGGUGGAGCGUCUGGUAGACACUGGCAACAUGGACAUACACAUUAUUGGCUUCUCAUUGGGUGCUCAGCUGCCCAAUUAUGUGGCGCGUAACUUGGCAUCGUUUACGCUGCCGCGCAUUACGGGCCUGGAUCCGGCCAUGCCUCUCUUCAUCACCGCCAGCAUCAAUGACAAGCUGGACGCGAGCGAUGCGGUGUAUGUGGAUGUCAUACACACCAAUGCACUGGUCCAAGGGAAACUGGAGCGUUGUGGACACGCCGAUUUCUAUAUGAAUGGCGGCAUUAUGCAACCGGGCUGCAAUGGACAAACAAUUAAUGCCUUUGCCUGCAGUCAUCAGCGUGCACCCGCCUAUUUUCUGGAAUCCAUACGCUCUCCGAAGGGUUUUUGGGGCUGGGCCUGCAGUGGCUAUAUUCCGUAUCUGCUGGGCAUGUGUCCGCCCACAAAUUAUCUGCUCGAAGCGGGUGAUAAUAUUCGUCGCACCACACGCGGCAUGUUUUUGGUUAGCACCAACGAUACCGCACCAUAUGCGCUCGGCAAGUGGACCGACUUACCUACGCUGGGGGCCAAGAAACACCAAAAACACAGCAUGGCGAUGAAAUUGCAGCCACCUCGUCAAGGUGUCGAUCCACUGCUGCAGCACAUCGAUCAGUUCGGCAAAUUGACAUCAAAUUUUAACAAUUUGGCGCCUAUGCCCUAUGCCUCUGAUCCCUACGAGCACUGGACUUACUUCAGUGAGUCGGAAUUGGAGAACAAUGAUGAGGAUGAGUCGGUUGAGGAGCAGGAGCCUGUCGAGCUCGUUGACACAGGCGUAUUAUAUGAGAAGCUGAACGCGCCCCACCAUAACAAGGUUAUUUGGCGUGAGUACAGACGCAACUUAACGGAUGGUUAUAUAGACAAUAACAUAUUCCAAAUGCCCAACGUGAAUUAGUUGUAAAUGUAAAGUGCAGCCCAGUA